AUGGGUCAGCGCUUUCCUAGCGGAACAACGACUCGAGUGGAUCCAAUGAGAUCACGCCGCGUUCUGGGCCCUAUGGUGAGAACAAGCCGGUGAUCGCAAGGGGAAAAUCAAGAAACAGUUAAUAGUGUGGCUACGAAGAGGUUCACUCAAUACAUCAAGAAGCGUACAACGCAAAUAAUACGAGAUUGAAAGUUUUAGCUUGUUGCAAGUUAAGUCGUGCUCUUUCAAUUUGUGUAUAUAUUUUUGCGUAAACCAGCCUGCUUCAAAAAACGGAACUGCUGCCGGCUCGAGAAGGUCACCAUGAGGAGGAAGAUGUUGUUAUGGGCUCUCUUCUGCCUUGUCCUGGCACUGCUGCCUUCACAAACAGCCUCUGUAGCAGUCAUGUCAGUUGACCUAGGCAGUGAGUGGAUGAAAGUAGCGAUAGUAAAACCUGGCGUGCCAAUGGAGAUUGCUUUAAACAAGGAGUCCAGGAGGAAAACGCCAAUAGCCGUGUGUUUGAAAGAAAACGAGCGACUUUUUGGAGACAGUGCAUUAGGAGUGUCUGUGAAGAAUCCCAAAUUUGUCUAUAGGCAUCUUCAGAGCCUCCUGGGCAAGAAGCAUGACAACCCACAGGUGGCGGUCUACCAGAAACGCUUCCCCGAGCACCAUCUGGGGAAAGAUGAGAGUCGGGGCACAGUUCUCUUUAGAAACUCAGAAGAAAUGCAGUACUCUCCAGAGGAGCUCCUGGGCAUGGUUUUGAACUAUUCACGUGGACUGGCUCAGGAUUUUGCAGAGCAGCCCAUCAAAGAUGCAGUGAUCACCGUCCCGGCCUUUUUCAAUCAGGCAGAGCGCAGGGCGGUCCUGCAGGCCGCGCAGAUGGCAGGUGUUAAGGUCCUUCAGCUCAUCAACGACAACACGGCGGUGGCGCUCAACUACGGCGUCUUCAGGAGGAAAGACAUCAACAGCACAGCUCAGAACAUGAUGUUCUAUGACAUGGGUUCAGACAGCACGACGGCAACCAUCGUCACGUACCAGACGGUCAAGACCAAAGAGUCGGGCACCCAGCCACAGCUCCAGAUCCGAGGAGUGGGGUUUGACCGCUCUCUGGGGGGCUUUGAGAUGGAGCUGCGGCUGCGGGACCACCUAGCCAAGCUGUUCAACGAGCAGAAGAAGACCAAGAAGGACGUGAGGGAGAACCACCGUGCCAUGGCCAAGCUCCUCAAGGAGGCCCAGAGACUCAAGACUGUACUGAGCGCCAACGCUGAAUUCAUGGCACAGGUGGAGGGGCUUCUAGAUGAAAUUGAUUUCAAGGCCAAGGUGACCCGUGUGGAGUUUGAGGCACUGUGUGCUGACCUGUUUGAGAGAGUGCCUGGCCCAGUACAGGAGGCCCUUAGCUCUGCAGAGAUGUCCCUGGACGAGAUUGAGCAGGUGAUCCUGGUGGGCGGCUCCACCCGAGUGCCUAAGGUGCAGGAGGUGCUGCUCAAAGCCGUUGGGAAAGAGGAGCUGGGAAAGAACAUCAACGCAGACGAGGCUGCAGCCAUGGGUGCCGUGUACCAGGCCGCUGCCCUCAGCAAGGCCUUCAAAGUCAAACCCUUCCUGGUCAGGGAGGCAGCCGUUUUCCCAAUCCAGGUGGAGUUCACCAGGGAGACGGAGGAUGAGGAUGGCUCCAGGAGCCUGAAACACAACAAGCGUAUCCUGUUCCAGAGGAUGGCCCCCUACCCCCAGCGCAAGGUCAUCACCUUCAACCGCUACACUGAUGACUUUGCCUUUGACAUCAACUACGGAGACCUCACCUUCUUGGGCCAAAAUGACCUCAGUGUGUUUGGGUCUCUCAACCUGACCACAGUGCAGCUGUCUGGGGUGAGCAGCAGCUUCCAGAAGCACAUGGACGCUGAGUCCAAGGGCAUCAAGGCCCACUUCAACAUGGACGAGAGUGGCAUGCUCCUCCUGGACCGGGUGGAGUCUGUCUUUGAGACCAUUAUGGAGGAGAAGGAUGAGGAGUCAACUCUGACAAAACUGGGAAAUACCAUUUCCAGCCUGUUUGGAGGGGGAUCCUCAGAGUCCAACGCAAAUGUGACGGAACCAGUUCAGGAUGAGGAGGAGGUUCAUCCGGAGACUGGGAAGGAGCAGGGCCAGAAGGAGGAGGCUGCUCCCCAGGAAGAGAAGCUGGAGCCUGGGGAGAAACAGGAGGAGGAGGUCCCAACCCAAGAGAAGACUGAGGGAGAGGCAUUGGACAGCAAGGCUGACCCUCAGGAUGAAAAGGAAGGAGAAAAAAAUGGAAAAGAGGAAGCGGCAGGGGAAGCGGCAGGGGAAGCGGCAGGGGAAGCGGCAAAGGAGCCUCAGAAGAAAGCCAAGCCUCAGAAGAAAACCAAGUUCUCUGAGGAUGUCACAGUGGAGCUCCAAGUGAACGACAUCCUUAACCCUAGCUUGGAAGCUAUCGCCUCCUCAAACAAGAAGCUCCAAGACCUGACUGAUAGAGACCUGGAGAAGCAAGAGAGGGAGAAGACCCUGAACAGUCUCGAGGCAUUCAUUUUUGAGACCCAGGACAAGAUGUACCAGGAAGAGUACCAGGCGGUGGUGUCAGAGGAGGAGAAGGAGGCCAUCACGACCAAGCUGAGCGAGGCGUCGGCCUGGAUGGAUGAGGAUGGCUACUCUGCAGUCACCAAGGAGCUGCGGGAGAAGCUGCAGGAGCUCAAGAAACUGUGCAAGGCCAUGUUCUUCCGUGUGGAGGAGCGCAGGAAGUGGCCCGACCGCCUGGCUGCCCUGGAGAGCAUGCUCAACCACUCCAGCUUCUUCCUCAGGAGCGCCAAACUAAUACCAGAGGACGACCAAAUUUUCACCGAAGUGGAGCUGAAGACGUUAGACAAAGUCAUCAACGAGACCACUACGUGGAAGAACGACACUGUGGCCGAGCAGGAGAAGCGUUCUCCCACGGAGCGGCCUGUGCUGCUGUCCAAAGACAUUGAGUCCAAGCUGUCUCUGCUGGACCGCGAGGUCAACUACCUGCUGAACAAGGCCAAGUUUGCCAAGCCCAGGGCCAAGCCCAAGGCCAAGAACAACAGCACCACCUCGGAGAGCAACAGCAAGGCCAACAGCAGCAAAACAGAGGAGAAAGUCAUACCUCCCAAGGAGGAGGAGACUAAAGACAAAGAAGCAACUGAGGAGGUGCGGCCAGGAGAGGAACCGCCCACCAUAGAGCCCACUGGACAGAACACAGACUCGUCCAGCCAAUCACAGCCUAAAGAUGAAACUGCAAGUACAGAAUCAGCGGAGAAAGACCAGUCAGAAAACCAUGUCGGGGAUGAGUUAUAACAGCUGGAACUGAAGAUAUCUCAUUGUAUUUAUUGACAAUGUUUAAUUGUUCAAGUUUCCGCCUCCAUUUUUUGGGGGGAGUUUUGUUUUUCCACCCUUUUUAUGUUGAAAACCAGAAAGACAUUGGAUCAGCUCAGACACCUUGAACUCUUUUAUUCCCUCUUCCUUUCUCACUUUCUGUUGAUCUUCAUCCCCUCAGCCACUAUACAUCUCUCCUCUCACUGACAUGGUGAGCAAGGAACACUUACGAAGUCUGGAAUAACCAGUAAAGGAACUGAACCCAAGACCUCAAGUUUCUGUUCUACUAUUCUGCCCUUAAGGUUUAGGCAUACCUUCCCGCAUGCAAACAACCUUAUUUUAACAACUGUAUAACUGCUACUGCAUAGAACAGAACAAGUACCUGAUACAAAAUGUUUUGUUUUGGAAGGACCAAUAAUAUCAGGACUCAAUGUUUCCUCCACUGCAAAAUUCAGCUUUCGUCUCAUUCUGUGAUCAAAAAAGGUUGUGACUUUUCCUCUCAAGCACGGUUGUCCUCAAAUAUCUUCUGUGUUUUCUCCGGGCAAAUCUUGCUUUCAUUAACUUUUAGUGGGUUUUCUGUCUGUGUGUGUGUUCUUCAGAAAGAUCUCAUUGGGAUGGAACUAGCUAAUGUAUGCUCCUCUUUGCAAGUGGAAUGGUGUAUUUUAGUUGUCUUUGAAUAUUGAAUUCCCCGCUUAAUGCCUUGUAUUGUCGCUGAGAAAAUGCAAAAACAAGAAAUUGUCAUCAGAAUAUGAUUGACAUUGACAACCAUCCGCUAAGUGUGUUCAUAGGUGUAAAAUCCAUAUUUUACACCUCCAUGUUCUAAUUAGCAUUGUUCUUUCUGAAAAUUCAUCACUGACUUAUUAGCAUGAGGGAAAAAAACAUGUUACGUUGAAUGACGUCUGUCUUUUGGUAUGCAAUACUUAUGUGCAGUUUCAUCUCUAUAAAUUGUACUCAAUACAGAUGGUGAAUGAAGUAAGUUCACUGAACUAAGGGGCUGCCAUGGGCUGUGUUCAAUAGGUGGAAAACAUUGUUGUAAUGGAGUGAAAUUGCACAUAUGAACAUAUUUUGUUGCAUAAAGUUUUGCUACGAUGUACCCUACUGAACACUACCCUGGUGUUUGUAUGGAUGCCAGUAUGAAUUUGAGGACUGCUCGACUGUGUUGCACUGCCUGAAAAAUAAGCAGAUAAUGUUGUCCAUGUUUCAAGCUGCUUGGAGCUCUAGCAGAGGAGUCCUACUGGGCACACACUGGUUGAAUCAACGUUUCCACUUCAUUUCAAUGAAUUGAUGUUGAAUUGACGUCUGUGCCCAGUGGGGUGGUUCCUGCUCUUUGCAUCACCUCGGAUGGUUUGUGGGGGGAAAUAAACAAAAUAAACAGGAAGGGAGAUGCCAACGUUUUGUUUCUAAACUUUUAAUAAACAGUUUUUUUUAAA
Messenger RNA from Coregonus clupeaformis (lake whitefish), 4739 nucleotides. RefSeq names its product hypoxia up-regulated protein 1. Gene Ontology annotation, molecular function: ATP binding; ATP-dependent protein folding chaperone. Gene Ontology annotation, cellular component: endoplasmic reticulum chaperone complex. Gene Ontology annotation, biological process: endoplasmic reticulum unfolded protein response; negative regulation of hypoxia-induced intrinsic apoptotic signaling pathway; cellular response to hypoxia. The transcript has 24 exons. Lineage: Eukaryota; Metazoa; Chordata; Actinopteri; Salmoniformes; Salmonidae. The coding region runs from base 301 to 3291 and encodes 996 amino acids. The record is from RefSeq and is a predicted model, not a curated record.